Messenger RNA from Aphis gossypii (cotton aphid), 1911 nucleotides. RefSeq names its product pre-mRNA-splicing factor Slu7 (gene Slu7). The transcript has 6 exons. Gene Ontology annotation, molecular function: pre-mRNA 3'-splice site binding. Gene Ontology annotation, cellular component: spliceosomal complex. The record is from RefSeq and is a predicted model, not a curated record. Gene Ontology annotation, biological process: mRNA splicing, via spliceosome. The coding region runs from base 106 to 1830 and encodes 574 amino acids. NCBI's taxonomy places the organism in Eukaryota, Metazoa, Arthropoda, Insecta, Hemiptera, Aphididae.
ACUAUUUACAGUAUUUAGUAUUAUUUAGCUACUCGACUGUUUUGAUUUUAGAGUUCUUAAUUAAAUAACUACGACUGCAAGUUGAAUUUUUGUUGAAAUAACACAAUGGCAACAAUAUCAGAAAUUUUAAAAACUAAGACCGAUGACGAUGAAGAGGAACCAAAAAAAAAAUCACGAGAAGAUUGGAGAAAAGCAAAAGAACUUGAAGAAGCCCGAAAAGCAGGAACAGCUCCAGCUGCAGUUGACGAAGAGGGCAAAGAUAUCAAUCCUCACAUUCCACAAUAUAUAUCGUCAGCGCCAUGGUAUUAUGGCACUUCUGGCCCAACCCUUAAACAUCAACGUGUUCCUGGAAAAGCCCAAGAAUAUUCAAGUUUAAAUGAAUGGUAUAAACGAGGAGUUAACACUGAAUCUGUUAGCACUAAAUUCCGUAAAGGAGCAUGCGAAAACUGUGGUGCAAUAACACAUAAAAAAAAAGACUGCUUUGAAAGACCACGAAAAGUUGGAGCUAUUCAUAAUUCCAUAAAUAUUGCACCAGAUGAACAUGUACAACCUGAAAUUAAUCAAGAUUUUGAUGGAAAACGAGAUCGAUGGGCUGGGUAUGAUCCUUCUCAGCAUAAAGCAAUUAUCGAACAGUAUCAGCAAAUUGAAGAGGCUAAGCGUGACCUUCGUGCUCAAAAACUAAAUGCAGAUGGAGAUGAAAAAGGAGAAGGUAACAGUUCUGCUGACGAAAAUGAUGAAGAUAAAUAUGUAGAUGAUUUUGACAUGCCUGGAACUAAAGUAGACAGCAAACAACGUAUUACCGUUAGAAAUUUAAGAAUUCGAGAAGAUACAGCAAAAUAUCUUAGAAAUUUAGAUUUAUCGUCUGCCUAUUAUGAUCCUAAAACAAGAUCAAUGAGGGACAACCCACACAAACCUGGAGAAGAUCCAGAACAAGUGGAAUAUGCUGGUGAGAAUUUUGUUAGAUUCAGUGGUGAUACUAAUAAACAUGCACAAGCUCAGUUAUUUGCUUGGGAAGCAUAUGAACGUGGUGUUGAUGUACAUCUGUUAGCCGAACCCACAAAAUUAGAGCAACUAAAAAAAGAGUAUGAAACUCAUAAAGAUCGUUUCAAAAAGAAAACUCAGAAUACAGUAUUGGCAAAAUACGGUGGAGAAGAACACUUGCAAACACCUCCUGUACAAUUAUUAUUAGCACAAACUGAAGAGUACAUUGAAUAUUCUAGAAGAGGAGAUAUUAUUAAAGGUGAAGAAAAGGGAAUAAUACGUUCACGCUAUGAAGAAGAUGUUCACCCCUCUAAUCACACAUCUGUUUGGGGUUCUUACUGGGAAGCCGGGGAAUGGGGCUAUAAAUGCUGCCGUUCAUUGGUACAAAACUCUUAUUGCACAGGCAAAUCAGGAGUUGCAUUAUCCACAAAUGUAUCAGAAUUAGGAAAGAUUGUCCCUGUUAUUGAAAAUACUGUCCCAGAGUCUAUUAGUAUAUUUAAAGACAAACCUAAAAUAGCUGAAACAAUUACUUCUCAAUGUUCAUCAUCAUCAUCAUCUUCAUCAGAUUCUGAAACAAUAAAAGAAAAGUCAAAAAAAAAGAAGAAGAAGAAGAAGAAGAAGAAAAUGAUGAAAAAGAAGGCUAAAAAAGAAGAAAUCAAAGAUGCAUUACAAAAGGCAUUAGAUAAAGAAGAUGAACGAUUGAAAGAAGUCGAUCGAAUUAUGAUGAUGGACGAGAGAAAACGUCCAUAUAAUAGUAUGUAUGAAGUUUCUAAGCCUACUGAUGAAGAAAUUGAAGCAUAUCACAUGAAAAAACGCAGAGAUGAAGAUCCCAUGUCCAAUUUUGUAUAAUUUUUUAAUUUACUAAAAUUAUAUUCUCAUAAAAAUGUUCAAUUUUACUGUAGAUUACAUUACAUGUUAAGUGGAAAGAUA